AUGGCCGGAAAACAGAUGCUUCCUGGUUGUUUUUUCGGUACAAUAUUCAAAAUCGAUUUUAUUAAGAACGAAAAAAAGCCAGAUGAGUUUACUCCUUCAAUAUUAAUCACAAAUAGAGAUGCAUUUUUAAUUUUAUCUCGAGACUGGAAAAAUCAAGUUGCCCGUGUAACAUCAGAUCAAGUUAAGAAUGCUCAAAUUGUUGAUAUUGGUGUCAAGCUUACUUAUAGAUCAGAUAACAAAGAUACUACAGUUGUUUUAAAGACAGCUAAAAGUAGUAAGCUGAUAAUGGCAAUUUUACCAGAAACACCCGAAAAGCCACUUCCUCCGCCAUUUUUAUCCACAGCAAAAUUGGCACCAACUUUCAAAUUUGAUCAAGCACAAAUCGAUAAACUAAUGAAUAACUUUGCUGGAAUUGUAUCAGCAUUCUAUGGACCAUUCAUGGUUGAUAGAUUACCCAUUGUAAUGUUCCCAGAUUUACUUAUGUGCCUUUACCGAUUCAGAUUUUCUCAAAAAUCAUUGCCGGAUUUCCAAGAUAACUGCAAGCAAAUACUUAAAGAGCUAAAAUUGCACUUUUGUAUCGAAUGGGCUAAUGGAAUUAAGAAAGCUGCUCAAUUUGAUCCAAAACAAAAGAAUGGAUACGACUACGCAUUACGUAUUGUUGUUAAUUCAACAGCAGAUAUGAAUAAUAACCAAAGCUAUUCUAAUUCAUCGCCAACUGACUUUUUCAAAACAGUUUGCGAGUUAGCAGAGCGAGGAGAUGGAUCCAAUCUUACAGCUGAAGCUAAGAAAUACGUAGCAAACGUAAAUAACGAGCUUCAGGCAGAAUUUCAAAAUACUCCAUGUGUUGAUACGAAAAUGGUCGAAUUAUAUUAUAAAUUACUUAUUUUGUUAUUCUGCGGUACUCAAAUUAACAUUGCGGCCCAAGAUAUCGAAAAAUUGACGAUACGAGCAAUAGAUUUUUGUCUGGCAUAUUACUCAAAGUAUCUUGAGGAAGACAGGUUCAGACACUUAAGAAAAACUGUAGAUCUUUAUGCUCACGAAAUUAUCAGAUUAAUGGACAAAAAUCGAUAUGAUCCUGUAUUCCGAUUUGCUUUUAUAGGAUUCCACCUUUCGAAGGAAAUCCUCAGAAUCAAGCUUUGA
Trichomonas vaginalis G3 is the source of this 1140-nucleotide messenger RNA. RefSeq lists its product as uncharacterized. The record is from RefSeq and is a predicted model, not a curated record. The coding region runs from base 1 to 1140 and encodes 379 amino acids. The transcript has a single exon. Lineage: Eukaryota; Parabasalia; Trichomonadida; Trichomonadidae.